AUGCUGUCUGCUACUACUUGGAUCCCAAGGGGAUUUGCAUCUGAAUUUCCAGAAAAGUAUGAACUUGAUGAUGUUGAAAUGGAAAGGAUUAAUCAGUUGGCGAAAUUGAAUUUGGAAGAUGCCAAACAGGACUUAAUGGAGGCUGAUGAUAAAGAAAGUGGAGGGAAGAAAGCUUUAGAUAAUUUAAAAAGUGAACUAGAGAUGGAUGAUGAUCUUAAGGAAUUUGACAUGGAGAAUUAUGAUAAUGACGCUGAUGGUGAAGAAAUUGCUAUGUUCCCUGGUCUACCAGCUGAAGCGACUUUCCACGAAGGCGAUGACGAAAACGAUCCAUACAUCUCGCUACCCACUAAGGAUGAUGAGCAUGAAGAGAAGCAAGAGCUUCAGAUCUACCCUACCGACAAUUUGGUGCUGGCUACAAGAACUGAAGACGACAUAUCAUAUUUAGACGUAUAUGUGUACGACGAUGGUGCUGGUUUUCAUGAUGGAGAUAUUCCAACCGAGGAAGGUGAUGAGAAGGACCCUGAUGUUGCGAGAGGAUUGAUCCGUGACCCAUCUUUGUAUGUGCAUCACGAUUUAAUGCUUCCCGCUUUUCCGUUGUGUGUGGAGUGGAUCAACUAUAAGCCCGGAUCUAGCUCAGACAACAUUGCAAACUUCGCUGCUGUUGGAACUUUUGACCCAUCAAUUGAAAUAUGGAAUCUUGACUGUGUGGACAAGGCAUUCCCUGACAUGAUUCUCGGCGAAUCAGGGGACGCUGGCGCAGGUCGCAAGAAGAGUAAGAAGAAGGGCAAGAAACAUAUCACUACUCAUCAUACUGAUGCUGUGUUGUCUUUGGCCCACAACAAACAAUUCCGUGCUGUCCUAGCUUCCACUUCUGCAGAUCAUACAGUAAAAUUGUGGGAUUUAAACAACGGAUCAGCAGCUCAGUCAAUUCCUUCGAUCCAUGGCAGUAAUCCCGUUGCCUCAUCACAAUGGCAUCCAACUGACGGCUCUGUCUUGUUGACUGGUGGUUAUGACUCUCGGGUUGCUUUAUCCGAUGUCAGAAUAUCUAACGACAGUGAGAUGUCCAAAUAUUGGUCAGUUAGCUCUGGAGAGGAUGUUGAAAACGUCUGUUUCGCAAAUGAAAACGUUUUCAUGGCAGGUACAGACAAUGGUAAUGUUUAUGCAUUUGAUUUGAGAAAUGGCGAGAAUGGCGCGCCAAUUUGGACUUUGAAAGCACACGAUGCAGGUAUUUCUUCCUUGUCGAUUAACUCUUCUGUCCCAGACAUGUUAAUUACCAGUGCAGUUGGUGAGAAAAUUGUAAAAUUAUGGAAAGCCCCUGUUUCAGGAUCGAAUGACGAACAUAAGGGACCUCAUAUGGUGUUAUCUCGUGAUUUCGGUGUCGGAAAUGUUCUAAGCACCAGUUUUGCCCCAGACUUGGAGGUGAACGGUACAAUCGUGGUGGGGGGUGUUAACCCAGGCUUAAAAUUAUGGGAUGUGUUCACCAAUAGAUCUGUUCGUAAAUCCUUUGCAAACGAGCUAAAGGAAGUAAAGCAAAAGGCUAGAGAAGAGGCCAGGAAGCUUGGAAGAUCCUCUAGAUUUUCGAGAAAAUACAUCAUCAACAAUAACGCGGAUACAGUUCUAACCGUGGAUGACCUUGGAGAGGAUGAAGAAGAACAGGAAGAGUCAUAG
Molecule: messenger RNA, 1668 nt
Organism: Eremothecium sinecaudum
Lineage: Eukaryota; Fungi; Ascomycota; Saccharomycetes; Saccharomycetales; Saccharomycetaceae
Gene: PWP1
Product: rRNA-processing protein PWP1
Exons: 1
Coding region: 1-1668 (555 amino acids)
Biological process (GO): rRNA processing
Cellular component (GO): nucleus
Molecular function (GO): protein binding
Source: RefSeq, a predicted model, not a curated record